Arabidopsis arenosa is the source of this 1272-nucleotide messenger RNA. The record is from the annotation of a GenBank genome assembly. NCBI's taxonomy places the organism in Eukaryota, Viridiplantae, Streptophyta, Magnoliopsida, Brassicales, Brassicaceae.
AACCAGAUUAUAACAGAAUUAACUACACAACUGAAACUCGAGUUAAGAACCGGAACAGAAUCCAAUUCAACCAAACCGAACCAAACCGGGUGUUUUUUUGCAAUGGUGAAGCAAGCGAUCAAGGAAGAGGAGAAGAAGAGAAACACGGCGAUGCAGUCAAAGUACAAAGGAGUGAGGAAGAGGAAAUGGGGAAAAUGGGUAUCGGAGAUCAGACUUCCACAUAGCAGAGAACGUAUCUGGUUAGGCUCUUACGACACUCCAGAGAAGGCGGCGCGUGCUUUCGACGCCGCUCAAUUUUGUCUCCGCGGCGGAGAAGCUAAUUUCAAUUUCCCAGAUAAUCCACCGUCGAUCUCCGGAGGAAGGUCUUUGACACCUCCGGAGAUUCAGGAAGCGGCUGCGCGAUUCGCCAACGCUACCCAAGACAGUGUUGUUGUUGUCAAGGGAGAAGAAGAAGAAGAAUCGGGUUUAGUACCCGGAUCCGAGAUCCGACCAGAGUCUCCUUCUACCUCUGCAUCUUUAGCUACAUCGACGGUGGAUUAUGACCUUUCGUUUUUCGAUUUGCUUCCGAUGGAUUUCGGCAAGAGACCUCAUCUAAUGAUCCGUAAAUUGUCUGAGAUGUUGGUUCCAAGAAGCAGAUCUGCUGCUAUUAAACCGGAGGAGUACACGGCCAGUCCGAGAAGUCCCUUGGAUUUGAACUUCCCCUCGCCGGUUAACUCGAAGCGGUUCGGUUCCGGUGGUGUCGGUUUGGGUAUCGUUGCUGCGUUGGAGGAAACUAGCAACGGGAUUAACCGGCACGAUCCGGUUCGUUACUCUGGGAGAUUCAGGUGUCCCGAGAUAGAUCUGUCGGAUGAGGAAUACACUUAUGUCACGAGCCCAAACGGACCGACUAAAGUGUAUUACAACGACGACGGGUUUGAAUUGUGUGAUAAUGAUUAUCGGAGAGUGCAUAAACCGAUGGUGAUUGUCGAUGAACCACCGGUUAUUAAAAGACAGAGUUUUAGGGAUCCGACUGAGUUUCUGAGUUCGUGUUGCUUGUGUAAGAAGAAACUUCAAGGCAAAGACGUAUACAUGUACAAAGGAGAGAUGGGAUUUUGUAGUGCUGAAUGCAGAUCAGUGCAAAUAAUGAAUGACGAACGAAAAGAGCAAUGUAAGACGCAAGUUUCAAGAAACGUCGACGUUUCGAGCUCUCCUUACGCCGCCGGACAGAGAUUAUCUGCCGGGAUAUUCGUAUUUUAGUAUGAUCACAAUUCACAAUAAUUCGAAGAGAAGUAU